Messenger RNA from Periconia digitata, 2035 nucleotides. NCBI's taxonomy places the organism in Eukaryota, Fungi, Ascomycota, Dothideomycetes, Pleosporales, Periconiaceae. The record is from the annotation of a GenBank genome assembly.
AAUGAAGAAGGUUGUCCUGAAGGUUGUCUCUCAGUGCUCCGGUACUGCUGGAGUAACGCCUGUUUACCUAAAGGACAAUGUGCUUGCCGAGUUCUUCAAGCACUUCUGGGUCCGAAGGAUGGCUUUAGACAAGCGAAAUUACCGCCAAGUUGUUGAUACAACAGUAGAUCUGGCACAGAAGGCUGGUGUUGCCGAGAUCGUUGGCCGGAUUGUCAACAACAUGAAGGAUGAGAACGAAGCAUACCGCAAAAUGACCGUGGAGACGAUUGACAAGGUUGUUAGCACCCUCGGUGCACAUGAUGUGGAUCAGCGUCUUGAGGAACAGCUUAUCGACGGUAUCCUCGUUGCUUUCCAAGACCAGACUAUUGAAGAUCCAAUCGUUAUCGAUGGGUUUGCUACCAUCGUCAACGCUCUUGGGGAACGUACCAAGACAUACCUCCCGCAAAUUGUCGCUACGGUCCUCGCCCGGUUGAACAAUAAGUCAGCCACCGUUCGCCAGCAAGCUGCAGACUUGAUCUCGCGAAUCACCUUUGUCAUGCAGAAGUGCGACGAAGACCCUCAGUUGAUCAAGCUCGCUCAAGCAUUGUACGAAUACUUGGGCGAAGAGUACCCCGAGGUGCUUGGAUCUAUUCUUGGAGCUCUCCGAGCCAUCAUCACUGUUGUUGGUCUUGCAGCCAUGCAACCUCCGAUUAAAGAUCUCCUACCGCGACUGACGCCCAUCCUUCGCAACCGUCACGAAAAGGUGCAGGAGAACACGAUUGACCUUGUCGGUCGCAUCGCGGAUCGAGGCGCUGACUACGUAAACCCGCGAGAAUGGAUGCGUAUUUGCUUCGAACUUCUCGAUAUGCUCAAAGCGCACAAGAAGGGUAUACGGCGAGCGGCGAACAAUACAUUUGGUUACAUCGCCAAAGCCAUUGGUCCGCAAGAUGUGUUGGCAACGCUGCUCGGAAACCUUCGUGUACAGGAGCGUCAGUCGCGUGUCUGCACUGCCGUCGCCAUUGGCAUUGUCGCAGAAACUUGCGCUCCGUUCACUGUUCUUCCGGCACUGAUGAACGAAUACCGCGUUCCUGAGCUCAAUGUUCAGAACGGUGUCCUCAAAUCUCUUUCGUUCAUGUUUGAAUACAUUGGCGAAAUGGCGAAGGACUAUGUAUACGCCAUCACGCCACUGCUCGAGGACGCACUGAUCGACCGCGACCAAGUCCAUCGGCAAACAGCCGCGUCUGUAGUCAAGCACGUUGCUCUAGGCUGUGUUGGUCUUGACUGCGAGGAUGCCAUGCUGCAUCUGCUCAAUCUCCUUUGGCCGAACUUAUUUGAGACCAGUCCACACGUUAUCGACCGGAUUGUCGAAGCUAUUGAAGGGAUCCGCAAUGCCAUUGGAACCCCACUUGUUAUGAACUAUGUUUGGGCGGGACUCUUCCACCCGGCCCGGAAAGUACGACAGCCGUAUUGGCGCAUCUACAACGAUGCGUACGUGCAAUCGGCGGAUGCUAUGGUGCCUGCCUAUCCUCAGUUCGAGGAUGAGAAGCUGAAGAGGCACGAGUUGGAGAUUUUCAUAUAAGAUGUGUAAGACACCCAUGGCAGAGGAGGAAAUUUGCUCGGUUACGCUACUGGCAAGCUAACAUGUCUGGCUCGCCACGGCCGGUCGAUACUGUGUAUGUAUAUGACUUUUGCAUGGUGUGGAGUUAGUGGUUUGGGGAAAGUCAGCAUUGGAGUUCAGGUUUACAUGGCAACGUCUGACCGGGGGAUUGAUUGGGCGAAUAAUUAGCACACGGAAUGGUAAAAUGUUAAGCGCACACAGUGGUUCACCGCUAAUGACCUUCAGGCUGUGAGAAUCCAACACAAGGUGCGUCCGUGCCCGAGCACCUGUCUUGAAGUUUGGGUGAGAUGAGGAUGUCGGAUUGCAACACAUCCGUGGCAGGACUCUAAAGGUAAGGAAGCAGCACCGCAGCCAAAUAUGUCUCAUGCGACAUGUUGCCCAUAGCCCCCAUCCCUUUUCCGCCUCGUACUCGGCCCCCUUUGCACAGUGAUCAAGUCC